Messenger RNA from Brassicogethes aeneus, 345 nucleotides. The record is from the annotation of a GenBank genome assembly. NCBI's taxonomy places the organism in Eukaryota, Metazoa, Arthropoda, Insecta, Coleoptera, Nitidulidae.
AUGUCCGUUUUUACGCUAGCGGAUGAAGCUUUUUUAACGCUUAUCGCUUUUAACAUAGAUUUGACCAAGGGGGUAGAACCCAACUUUUCCAUAUUCUCUGGACUUUUGGACUUUUGUUAUCCAGAUGUUACUCUGGCGAAGAAACCAGUUCCACAUGAAGAAAACCUACCAAAACCAAAACAUCCCUCAAGUUUUGACAAAUUAAGCAAAAACGAUCCUAGUUUUGAUACUUCCUUCCUGAAAAUUAAUUCGAUGCAGAAAAAAAAACAUGAUCUAACACAAGCCGAAUUAAAUGAUUUAAUUAGAGGCCUUCAGUUGUCCAAAAGGGUAGUGAUCGCGUCUUAA